AUGGCCGAGCAUAACCAGGCUAAUAACCAGAACAGCGAAGGUCUCACUCCUCUCACAGCACCUCCGUACUCGGGCACCAGCCCCGUGAGCCCCAUCAUCGGCUCAAAAAGUAUCCAGCCAGCUCCCUCCGAAGCUACAGGCGCUUACUCCGAGAAGCCUCCGCUGCACGGUGACUAUAAUGCACCCACUCCUAUCCACACGGAUGAAUAUACCAGGGCAUACCAGGAACAGCCGUACCCCGAUCAGAUCAAUGGACCCAGUGUUGGCCAGUAUUUGGUGAACUUGCCGUCGGAUAUCAAGGCGUACCCUGGUCAACCAACUCCCCAGAUUCAACAACAGCCGGGCGCGUACUACACACCGCAUGGCCAGCCGACUGGCCAUGCCACGGCUACACCUUUGCACGCGCUUUUAUCAGCACCGUGUCCGGUGGAUUGUCCAUGCUUCGGAAAAUGCGAAAUGACGCGAAUUGAGGCGGUUAGUGGAACGAAGACACAUGGAUGGGCUGCUGUCCUCUGCUGCUGCUGCUGUCUCGGAUGCAUUCCUUACUUGAUGUCCUCGCUCAAGGAUGUCAACCACUACUGCGGCCAGUGUAGUGCUAAACUAGCGAUUUGGCAUAACAGCGGGCUUGUCGAGGUGCUGCAGACCGGUCAAAGGAAAUAA
This is a messenger RNA of Penicillium atrosanguineum, 660 nucleotides long. Its product is annotated as LITAF-like zinc ribbon domain-containing protein. The record is from RefSeq and is a predicted model, not a curated record. The transcript has 3 exons. NCBI's taxonomy places the organism in Eukaryota, Fungi, Ascomycota, Eurotiomycetes, Eurotiales, Aspergillaceae. The coding region runs from base 1 to 660 and encodes 219 amino acids.